This is a messenger RNA of Eucalyptus grandis, 1827 nucleotides long. RefSeq names its product dof zinc finger protein DOF5.4. The record is from RefSeq and is a predicted model, not a curated record. Bases 327 to 1379 code for a protein of 350 amino acids. NCBI's taxonomy places the organism in Eukaryota, Viridiplantae, Streptophyta, Magnoliopsida, Myrtales, Myrtaceae. Gene Ontology annotation, molecular function: DNA binding; DNA-binding transcription factor activity. Gene Ontology annotation, biological process: regulation of DNA-templated transcription. The transcript has a single exon.
GAUAUUUGUCGCUCCCCUCUCUCUCUCUCUCUCUCUCUUCCGCAGGCUGAAGCCGCUCGCUCUCGCUCUCGCUGGCUUUUUUCUAAAUCAUCAUCAUCUCGCCGUCGCCGCCGUCGCCGUCGUCAUCAUUAUCCUCCACGCACUGCGAGAGAAGAUGGCGUCCGCACGCGCCCACCAAAUGUGAUCCCGUUGCAAAUCUCUCUCGAGCAUCGCCGCGACGAUCCCCCGACGAAUCCCGGGUCGCUCGUCUUCGAGGAAGAGGAGGUAGGCGGAGGAAGGAAGGAAGGAAGGGAGGGAGGAAGGAAGCGAGGAAGGAGGAGGAGAACAUGCAAGAUAUCCACUCGAUCCCAGGGGGGCGGAUAUUCGGAGCCGCUGCCGCCGCCUCGUCCGCCGUCGGGGACCGGAGGCUGCGGCCGCACGGUCACCACGGCCACCACCACCAGCACGGCCACCACCCGAACCACCAGGCGCUGAAGUGCCCGCGCUGCGACUCGCUCAACACCAAGUUCUGCUACUACAACAACUACAACCUCUCCCAGCCGCGCCACUUCUGCAAGAGCUGCCGGAGGUACUGGACCAAGGGCGGCGUCCUCCGCAACGUCCCCGUCGGUGGCGGCUGCCGGAAGUCCAAGCGCUCCUCCAAGCCCAAGUCCUCGCCCGCCGCCGCUGCUGCGCCGGCGGAUCCCCCGCCGGCUGCUGCGGCCGCGGCGGCGGAGGAUCCGCCGAAGGAGCCGAAGACGAGCUCCCACUCCAGCAGCGAGAGUUCGAGCCUCACCGCGACGACCACCGCCGUCGCGACCGAAGCGGUCUCCGCGCCGUCUUCGGCGUCGCACCAGUCGAGCUUGCUGAACAUCAGCGAUUACAAGUCGAUGAUGUCUCAGGGCAUGAACGCGAACCCCAGCGACGCCGGCUACGAGCAUCCGGGCUCCGCGGAGGGCGGGCUCGGGCUGUUCUCCGACAUCGGGAGCUUCACGAGUCUGAUCACUUCCUCGAGCGACGGCCCUCUAUCCUACGGGUUCAGCGCCGUGAUGGCGCAGCAGAAUCAGGACCACCAGGCUCAGCAGAACCAGUGGCACCAAAUCGCCGCCGGCGCCGGCGCCGGCCCCGGCGACGAGAUGAAGAUGCCGGAGCUGGGCGGCGGCGGCGGGUUCCUCGACCAGAACGUGCUCGUGGACCUGCCCACCUCGACGUCGCAGGGGAACAGACCGGGCGGCGGCGGCGGCGGCGGCGGCGGCGGAGGUUUCGGGGCGUUGGACUGGCAGCCGGGCGCCGAUCAGGGGCUGUUCGAUCUCCCCAACGCCGUCGAUCAUGCUUACUGGAGUCAAAGUCAAUGGAGUACGGACGGAGACCAAGACCCGACGGGCCUGUACCUCCCGUAAAAUCUCUCUCUCUCUCUCACUCACUGCCUUUACUCCCGAAAAGGCGGACGGAAAAAAAAAGGAAAAGGCCUUGGGAAGAAAAAAAGAUAUAACAAAAUAAACCGAAAAAAGAAGAAGAUGGGAAAAGAGAAGGAGAACGUUAUAUCGACUUAUAUUUUUGCAGUAAUGACUUUUUGUAAAUUUUUUGCUUGCGAGUUUCUCGGGCCUUUUUCUUUUUUUUUUGGGAUGCGAAUUUUUUUCUUUAAGGGUUUUAAUUCUUAAGUCUCGCAUGGGUUUGUUCUUGAUGUUCAUGUGCGGUGCAGCUACGAGCUCUAACCUUUUCCCUGCCCAUUCCUCCGGUUUGCAUUUUCCCUUUUAAUUUCUCCUGUGCUUUUGAUUUUUGGGGGGGUUUUUUUUCUCCAUGUAAGAAAACCAAAUUAUUGGUGGCGAUAAUAGACGGGAUUAUAGA